Messenger RNA from Talpa occidentalis (Iberian mole), 2120 nucleotides. RefSeq names its product membrane bound O-acyltransferase domain containing 7 (gene MBOAT7). Gene Ontology annotation, biological process: phosphatidylinositol biosynthetic process; lipid modification. The record is from RefSeq and is a predicted model, not a curated record. Gene Ontology annotation, molecular function: lysophospholipid acyltransferase activity. NCBI's taxonomy places the organism in Eukaryota, Metazoa, Chordata, Mammalia, Eulipotyphla, Talpidae. Gene Ontology annotation, cellular component: membrane; mitochondria-associated endoplasmic reticulum membrane contact site.
CUGCUCGGCCGCCUCCUGCCCGCGCGCGGCGCGGAGCCGCGGGCCCAGACCAUGUCGCCUGAAGAAUGGACAUAUCUGGUGGUUCUUCUUAUCUCCAUCCCCAUCGGCUUCCUCUUUAAGAAAGCUGGACCCGGCUUGAAGAGAUGGGGGGCAGCAGCUGUGGGCCUGGGGCUCACCUUAUUCACCUGUGGCCCCCACACCUUACAUUCUCUGAUCACCAUCCUUGGGACCUGGGCACUCAUUCAGGCCCAGCCCUGCUCCUGCCAUGCCCUGGCCCUGGCCUGGACCUUCUCCUACCUCCUGUUCUUCCGCGCGCUCAGUCUGCUGGGCCUGCCCACUCCCACGCCCUUCACCAAUGCCGUCCAGCUGCUGCUGACACUGAAGCUGGUGAGCCUGGCCAGUGAAGUCCAGGACCUGCAUCUGGCCCAGCGGAAGGAGCUGGCCACUGGCUUCAGCAAGGGGCCCAGCCUGGGGCUGCUGCCGGACGUGCCCUCUCUGAUGGAGACGCUCAGCUACAGCUACUGCUACGUGGGAAUCAUGACCGGCCCGUUCUUCCGCUACCGCACCUACCUGGACUGGCUGGAGCAGCCCUUCCCCGGGGCCGUGCCCAGCCUGCGGCCUCUGCUGCGCCGCGCCUGGCGCCCGCUCUUUGGCCUGCUCUUCCUGCUGUCCUCCCACCUCUUCCCACUGGAGGCCGUGCGUGAGGACGCCUUCUACGCCCGCCCGCUGCCCGCCCGCCUCUUCUACAUGAUACCCGUCUUCUUCGCCUUCCGCAUGCGCUUCUACGUGGCCUGGAUUGCCGCCGAGUGCGGCUGCAUUGCCGCCGGCUUCGGGGCCUACCCCGUGGCCGCCAAAGCCCGGGCCGGGGGCGGCCCCACCCUCCAAUGCCCACCCCCCAGCAGUCCGGAGAAGGCGGCCUCCUUGGAGUACGACUAUGAGACCAUCCGCAACAUCGACUGCUACGGCACGGACUUCUGCGUGCGGGUGCGGGAUGGCAUGCGGUACUGGAACAUGACGGUGCAGUGGUGGCUGGCACAGUACAUCUACAAGAGCGCGCCUGCUCGCUCUUACGUCUUCAGGAGUGCCUGGACCAUGCUGCUGAGCGCCUACUGGCACGGCCUCCACCCUGGCUACUACCUAAGCUUCCUGACCAUCCCGCUGUGCCUGGCCGCCGAGGGCAGGUUGGAGUCGGCCCUGCGGGGGCGGCUUAACCCCGAGGGCCAGAAGGCUUGGGACUGGGCGCACUGGUUCCUGAAGAUGCGGGCCUACGACUACAUGUGCAUGGGCUUCGUGCUGCUCUCGCUGCGCGACACGCUGCGGUACUGGGCCUCCAUCUACUUCUGCAUCCACGUCCUGGCCCUGGCUGCGCUGGUGCUGGGGCUGGCUCUGGGUGGAGGAAGCCCCAGCCGUCGGAAGCCGGCCUCCCAGGCCGCUGCUGGCCUCGCGCCGGAAAAGCUCCGGGAGGAAUAAGCUGCCAUCCUGCCCCUUCUGCCUGCGGCCCAGCCACCAAGCUUUUGCCUGGGAAUUCUGUGAACCAGGCUGCCGCCUCCUUUGCCAGAAAGAACCCUCAUUUGACUUGGGGCCUGGAGAGGAUUCCCACUUCCCCAGCACAACCCUGGCCUCCCAUAAAGCACAGGUCUGGGUAGGGGGACAACCCCCUGCUACCUCACCUCUGGCCCGGUCUCCAGAAGGGCAGUUUCCCGCCCGUAAAGUGAAGCUGUCCAGACAGGAGUGUGCCCGGGUCCCUGUGCCUGUGUCCAGAUUUUCAGAGCGUGCUGCCCUUCCCACGUGGUUUCAGGGACCAAUUCCCUUUGGGCCAUGGUGUGGGAACGUAGCUUCAGGACACGUUCUGGGAGUGGGAAGUGCCUUUCUCGCAGCUCUUGCUCCUCCUCAGCCAACCAGUAUUUCAGAGCUGGGAGGGGUCUAAGCUUCCCUUCCACGUGGGGGAAACACGGGCGCUGAUGAGCAGGCCUUGGGCCCUCUGAUCCUACGGGUUGCAUCAGCUACCACGGGGUCCCACCGCUCCUGCCACCCUUGUCAUCCUCUGGCCUAAGACAGGCUCGGAAUUCAACAGUCUCCCCCAAUAAAGUGUCACACAAAGAUGCUGUGUCCGAGUGUCU